GCUCCAAAUGUGGUUACCCAGGUCCCAGUCUCAUCUUACCCAAGUAAACAAGAGGGAAAAACAGAGGUUUUGCCGGCAUGCGCAGUAACCCAUGCUAAGAAGAAGAAAGUGAAAGGUCUGGGUAAAGAAAUCACCCUCCUCAUGCAGACCCUCAACACACUGAGCACCCCCGAGGAAAAGCUUGGAGGCCUUUGCACGAUGUACGCCGAACUGUUGGAAGAGAACCGUAACACUCAGAAGCAGAUGAAGGUGCUGCAGAACCAGCUGGUCCAGGAGAAAGACAACCUGAGGAACGAGCACAGCAAGGCCAUCCUGGCCCGCAGCAAGCUGGAAAGCCUCUGCACGGAGCUGCAAAGACACAACCGGACACUCAAUGAGGAAGGAAUCCAAAGAACGCGGCUGGAGGAGGAGAAGAGGAAGGAGGUGACUUCUCAUUUCCAGGUGACGCUGAACGACAUCCAGACUCAGAUGGAGCAGCACGACGAGAGAAACGCCAGCCUUCGACAAGAGAACGCAGACCUGGCAGAAAAACUCAAGAAACUCUACGAACAGUACAAACUGCGCGAGGAGCACAUCGACAAAGUGGUGAAGCACAAAGACCUGCAGCAACAGCUGGUGGAUGCAAAGCUGCAUCAGGCACAGGAGCUGCUGAAGGAGUCGGAGGAGCGGCACGAGAGAGAGAAAGACUUUCUGCUAAAGGAAGCCGUAGAGUCUCAAGUGAUGUGUGAGCUGAAGUUACAGAGUACCUGUUGGUCUCCUCUCUUAAGGGGGGAGGUGUGACGACCCACCCUGUCUUAACAGGGUGUUCUGUUCAUGUGCAGGAGGAGGGGACCAGCCUGCAUGGGUGUGCCUAGAGGAGGAGGCACACCUGACUCCAAUCAGGCCCAAUAUUUAAGCAGGCUGGUCAGGGCCAUUUGGCCUCUCUCCCCUGCUCAGUAAGCAUGGUUUUCUUUUGGUUGUUUUGAGUUUGUUUGUCUUUAGUUUUCUGCACUUGCACAUACACUACACUUACACACAUCCACACCUGCCAUACACCACUGAUCAAACUGAUGACUCACACCUCAC
This is a messenger RNA of Cololabis saira (Pacific saury), 1065 nucleotides long. Its product is annotated as alpha-taxilin-like. Gene Ontology annotation, molecular function: syntaxin binding. Bases 142 to 780 code for a protein of 212 amino acids. Lineage: Eukaryota; Metazoa; Chordata; Actinopteri; Beloniformes; Belonidae. The transcript has a single exon. The record is from RefSeq and is a predicted model, not a curated record.